AUGGCGUUCCAAGUCUUAUUUCAAAGACUAAACCAGAGAAAUUUAAGAAGAGAAAGGGUCUUCAGGGACCGGACACAUCCUUUAUAUAUGUACGAUGAUAAAGACUUGAUUAUGAGAUUCCGCAUGCCAAGAUAUUUUAUUUUAGAUAUCAUAGAUUUGUUGGCUGAUGACUUGGAGCCACCUACUAUAAGGUCCAAGAGCAUAUCUGCUUCUCUUCAAGUUUUGACGGCCAUGAGGUACUUUGCCACUGGAUCUCUACAACAGGUAGUCGCUGACAUUUCAUGGGUAAGCCAGCCAACUGUUCCAAGAAUUGUCUGCAAAACAUCUAGAGCUUUAUCAAAUAGGACAAGGGAAUUCAUCAAGUUUCCUGAGAGAAUAGCAGAACAGCUUGUAAUCAAACAGGGGUUUUCGUGUGAAUUUAACAUUCCAAAUGUAUUGGGAUGCGUUGAUGGAACACUUAUCCAAAUUAAACCACCAUCGGAAAGGGAAGACGCGUAUGUAUGUAGAAAAGGGUAUCACGCAAUUAACGUUUAG
Molecule: messenger RNA, 534 nt
Organism: Saccostrea cuccullata (small rock oyster)
Lineage: Eukaryota; Metazoa; Mollusca; Bivalvia; Ostreida; Ostreidae
Product: putative nuclease HARBI1
Exons: 1
Coding region: 1-534 (177 amino acids)
Source: RefSeq, a predicted model, not a curated record